ACAUAAAAAACUUUGCGGCAAGCACGUUUCGAAGCAGAAAAUUAACAGAACCUUCCCUUCAUCGUCGUGUCGCCCUCUACGUUCCAUUUCCCGCGAAAACCUCUCCUGUCUACCCCUCCCAUCUCUCUAUCCAUAUGUUUUCCCUCUUUGUAUCCUCUCUCUUUCUCUCUCUAACAUUCUCACUCUACACUCACAAUGCAAUGAAGAACCUGAUCAAUUCAAUCAGUACCGAUUUACAUCCAUGUCGACAAACGAUCACGAAGAUCCUUCAUCGUCGUCAAAAACGAUGCCGUCUCCUUCUCCGUCAACUCUCAAUCCCUCCUCCUCUCCUUCCUCUUUCAAACUCCGAAAAAUCCCUCCCAUUCCAAUCCGCCGAAUCCAGAAACCUGACGCUUCAUUGAACGACACCGAAUCAAUCAACAAUGACGACGGCACCGAUACAUAUUACGAUAGUAGAAAUGACGGUAAGGAGAUAUUGGAGGAGAGAAAUUGUAAAACGGAAAAGAAUUCGCCGAUAAUUAUGGCGUCAGCGCUCGGGUUGAAUCAUAUCAGAACACGAUCCCUCCCUGUUCCUUCUCCGCUUAGGUUUUCGUCGUCUGUUGGUGCGCCGUCGUAUUUAGAGAAUGCUCAGGUUAAUAAUAAGGAGGGUAAAACUGACGUCGAAACGAGGCUUGCUGGAGGGGAAAAGGUUUCGUGGAGUCAUUCAAAACCACGGAGAACUCAUUCGCAACUCAAUCCAGCAAUGGAGGGCAAUCAGGCAGCAUUUUUUGCAAAGGAAAUCCAGUCUCCACGUUUUCAAGCUAUAUUGCGUCUUACAAGUGGAAGGAUGAAGAAGCCAGACGUUAAGAGCUUCUCUCACGAGCUUAAUUCCAAAGGAGUUAGGCCUUUUCCAGUUUGGAAGUCCCGCGCAUUUGGUCACAUGGAGGAAGUUAUGGUGGUAAUAAGGACGAAAUUCAUCAGGUUAAAGGAGGAAGUUGAUUGUGAUUUAGGUAUAUUUGCUGGGGAUUUGGUGGGUAUACUUGAAAAGACCUCGGAUGCUCACCCUGAAUGGAGAGAGAGUUUGGAGGACUUAUUGGUUGUAGCUAGACAAUGUGCUAAGAUGUCAUCUAAUGAAUUUUGGGUGAAAUGUGAGAGUAUCGUCCUGAACCUAGAUGAUAAACGUCAAGAGCUUCCAAUGGGGAUUGUCAAACAAGCACACACUCGGCUUUUAUUUAUCCUCACUCGAUGCACUAGGCUUGUGCAGUUUCAAAAGGAGAAUGGUUAUGAUGAAGACAAAAUUCUGGGUAUUCAUCAAUUUAGUGAUCUUGGAGUUUAUCCAGAACAGAUUAUAGAAAUUGUGCAGCAGGACUUUAGUGGUCCAUUGGUGGGGUGGAAGAAAGCGAAUGAGAAGCAGAGAAAGAAAUUCCAUAGUCAUGAACAAGACAGUCAGUUUAUUAAGCAAGAUCAUCUAGAUCAAACUUUGGACGUUGGCACGGCAAAAAGUUUUGAUUCAACUGGAAGUAGUUUUAAGAUGUCAUCUUGGAAAAAACUUCCAUCCGCUGCUGAGAAAAAUCGGAAGGGUUCUGAUCUUGUUCAAACACCUUCAAAGGAUAAAUCAGAACCACUUCAAAAUAAGGAUGAUUAUUCUGAAAAUCUUGAAACUCCAGAGCAUCCUCUAUCCCCAGGAACAAACAGAGUUUCUUGGGGUCUCUUGGGGGAACAACACAAUGUUGCAUAUGAAAAUUCCAUGAUAUGCCGGAUCUGUGAGGUUGAAAUACCUAUUGUACAUGUAGAGGAACACUCUCUGAUUUGUACUAUUGCUGACAGAUGUGACUUGAAAGGCUUUGGUGUAAAUGAAAGACUUGAAAGAGUUGCGGAAACUCUCGAAAAGAUACUGGACUCAUGGUCACCAAAAAGCACACCAAAAAGCACUCCAAAAGGCUGUGAUACUCCAAGAGGAAGUCCUGAGGUUGAAAGACUGCCUGCAUCAGGUAUACAUGAAGUAUCAGAUGGGUUAUCAACAAAACGAAACAGCUUCUCCUCUCACUGCUCUGAAGAGAUGCUUGAUGUCGUCCCUGAUACUUUGGUGAUGGAAGUUCUCAACGCUUUUCCAGGAAUUUCAAGCGAAGCAUGUUCCACUCUGACAACAGAUGUAGACAAAAAAACCUCAUCAGGAGAAAGCUUGACACCACGAACACCAUUAUUAACGCCAAGGACUAGCCAAAUAGGAUUGCUAUUGAGUGGACAGAGGACAAUAGCAGAGCUUGAGAAUUCCCAUCAGGUAAGCAAGCUACUGGAUAUUGCUCGUUCUGUUGUAAGUCUAAGUGGCAACUAUAGUGCAUUACAGAGCAUGCUGGACCUUGUACAAGACGUAAAAUAUGCCAUUCAGGAUAGGAAGGUGGAUGCCCUCAUUGUAGAGACUUUUGGAAGACGCAUAGAGAAAUUACUUCAGGAGAAAUGUGUGCUUCUCUGUAAACAAAUAGAUGAUGGGAAAUCAGAUCCAUCAAAUCAUAUGGCUGAUGAAGAUAGUUCAGAGGAAAAUGAUGCAGUUCGAAGUUUGCGUACAAGUCCUAUUAAUAUGUCUUCUAAAGACCGAACUUCUAUAGAGGAUUUUGAAAUAAUAAAACCAAUCAGUAGAGGGGCAUUUGGAAGGGUUUUCCUUGCCAGAAAAAGAGCUACCGGUGAUUUGUUUGCUAUAAAGGUCUUAAAGAAGGCUGACAUGAUCCGUAAAAAUGCAGUUCAAAGUGUUUUGGAAGAUCGUUGCAUCAUCAUAACAGUCAGCAAUCCUUUUGUGGUUCGAUUUUUCUACUCCUUCACAUGCAGGGAAAAUUUGUAUCUGGUCAUGGAAUAUCUAAACGGUGGAGAUCUGUACUCUUUAUUGAGAAACUUGGGCUGCUUGGAUGAAGACAUGGCCCGUAUGUAUAUUGCAGAAGUUGUUCUUGCUUUGGAGUAUUUGCAUUCUUCAAAUGUCAUUCAUAGAGACCUGAAGCCUGACAAUUUGUUGAUUAGUCAAGAUGGUCACAUCAAGUUGACAGAUUUUGGGCUAUCAAAAGUUGGUCUUAUCAACAGUACAGAUGAUUUGUCUGUUCCGUUAGCCAGCAGUUCUGGUUUUCUUGAUGAUGAUGAACUGAAAAGUCAAUCUUCAUCCAAGAGUGAAGAGCGUCAAAAGCAUCCAGUUAUUGGAACUCCUGAUUAUUUGGCACCUGAGAUACUUCUUGGAAUGGGGCAUGGUGCAACUGCUGAUUGGUGGUCUGUGGGUGUUAUUCUUUAUGAGAUGCUUGUUGGUAUACCUCCAUUCAAUGCAGAAACUCCACAGCAAAUAUUUGACAACAUAAUGAAUAGAGAUAUUCCUUGGCCCAGGAUUCCUGAGGAGAUGAGCUUCGAUGCCUGUGAUUUGAUUGACAAAUUGUUGGCAGAAAAUCCACUUCAAAGGCUAGGAGCAACAGGAGCUAGAGAGGUUAAGAAACAUUCUUUCUUUAGAGACAUAAAUUGGGACACGCUUGCAAGGCAAAAGGCUAUGUUCAUUCCAUCGGGAGAAGCGCAUGACACAAGUUAUUUUAUGAGCCGGUAUAUAUGGAAUCCAGAAGGUGAAAAUGUGCAUGGAGGUAGUGACUUUGAGGACCUGUCAGACGCAUGCAGCAGUGGUUCAUUCAGCAAUACACAUGAUGAUAACGGGGAUGAAUGUGAUAGCUUGGCAGAGGUUGGCACCCCAAUUCUUGAUAUGACGUACUCUUUUAGUAAUUUCUCGUUUAAGAAUUUGCCUCAGCUGGUUUCCAUCAAUUAUGAUCUAGUUGGUAAGAGCACAAAGGAAGCAGCAGAUGCCUCCAAACCAUCAGUUCCUUGACAUUUUAAAUUUGGUUGAUUCAGCGUAUGUAAGCUUCCACGACCUACACAAUUCUUCAUUUGCUACCUGCUGAAGUUCCUGAAAAUUUUGCACAGUUUCUUUACAUGGUUGCCCUCGUUUUGAGUUCUUUGAUCUGAAAAUUUCAGAAAGAGGCUUUCCUGGGACAGGAGCAGAGCUUGAAUAAGCAGCCUAUUAGGAACACGACAUGCCCAUUUUACAGAUAUGGAGCUGCCAAACAAAGUGAUACUUCAGCAAAGAGAGUGGGAUUUGAUUGCUGCAGCCAACAGUGGAUGGAUGUUAAGUGGGACAAGUACAUGCUAUUUCGGGGUGGAUCUCAACUUUUUGAAAGUAGGUAGGUAAGGUCUCAUUGUUAAUUUUUUCUGAAUGAUUCUGCAAUCCAUAAAAGCUUUUAGAUUGUGAUAGAAAGAGAGAAAGAAAAAUGCCAUUUGCUCUUUCUUUACUCAAAUUGUAUAAACAACAAUUUCAAGAAAUAUCGAAGUUUAACGAGUAAAAGUAGAUGAAAAAGAGCAAUGCUAAUUUUAUAGAAA
This is a messenger RNA of Populus euphratica (Euphrates poplar), 4371 nucleotides long. Its product is annotated as probable serine/threonine protein kinase IRE. The coding region runs from base 242 to 3823 and encodes 1193 amino acids. Lineage: Eukaryota; Viridiplantae; Streptophyta; Magnoliopsida; Malpighiales; Salicaceae. The transcript has 19 exons. Gene Ontology annotation, molecular function: protein serine/threonine kinase activity; ATP binding. Gene Ontology annotation, biological process: peptidyl-serine phosphorylation; intracellular signal transduction. The record is from RefSeq and is a predicted model, not a curated record.